AUAGACACUUCGGGCGCCGGCUCUUUCAAACUUCGAAUGCUAACCAGACAAGUCGAAAACAACCUUACCGGUCAUCCACCACACUCUGCUAGCCUCACCUACAGCACUGCUACCCACCGACUAUCUGUACUUUGGCACCAAUGUAUGAGUCUUCGCCGUUCCAGAAACCAAGGAUAGCUACUCUCAUCAUCACGGGCCACAGUGAAGGGCAGGCGAGUAUAUCAGUGAACACCAUGGAUCCCUGGCCUUCAUAGCCAGAUUUAGUCUAUCGAACACCAACAUCAAGUUUUGACAAUUCGCAUAUCGGCCCAGUGGUUUUUCGUCGCAUGAGAUGAACCGACAAAGUUUCUGCAGCUACUUCUCCCAGGAUUUCUCUAGGCUUAGUUCGUCUUAUCUCGUCCAUCAGACACAAUUACCUCACGCAUUACCUGGGUCCUCCACAGCCUGCCUACAUUGUGCAGAAACGAAGCGAUCGCGUCCAUACUUAGCCUCCGUCUCACGCACCGCAGAUUUAUUUACCAAAGAUUUCUCUUGGCUAGGCAUGUGGCCCGCCGUUGGGGAAUGUCUACUCGCAUUUCUUGAUGCUUCACGUCACUUCACAUGCUCUACACAGCUGACGCCUGUCAGUUCUAUCUCCUCAGUAUGCCUCUUCGCACAUUUCGUUCGCUUCCAUCAUCACCCACCUUCGUAUCUAUCUAUCAAUGGCAUUCUGUCGAGCGCAAAAGACAACCUACUCUCCGCAGCAGUCCGUUUGAGCAUUUCGAAAGACUUACCUUUUCUCAAAUGACCUAGGUGCAUCGCACGACCGAUCAAUUACCUCGACAGUGUACUUUGUAUGCUUGCAUUACCGAAAUGGCCACCUCGUCGUCGCACUCCGUAUCUCGAUGCCAAUGUUCUCUUACGUUCCCCCGGGUCUAUGGUGGAAAGGCUUGUAAGGAGAGUUCGUCUGCAUUACUUAUGCAAGUGCUCACAACCUGGACCUCCACCCCACCGGCUCCGGGCCGGCCUCAUUCGUCCGUUGAUCCAGGUCGAGCGUUCCUAAUGCAUGCAGAGGGAAGUAUACAUGCCCAUGGGGCCAUCCCCAGCUGUCGUGGCAUGCUCUGGCUAGUCGGUGGCCGGAUCACUAUGUGCUGAGCCCACACUCCCUUCUCUGAGAGCAAUCUGACCUACAUACGCUCCUCUUUGCCGUUACGCCCUAGGCCCUCCUUGCGAUAUCUUAGGUAGCGGUUGCUGGAAUCGACCAGAUUGCAUAGUUUGGCCUGAAUCUGUUGACACAAGGAUCGUUCACUCGAUUUAGUAGCUCGAGGGUCGAAGCGACCAAUGCCUCGUUGUUUUUGACACACCUUGGGCCUUGCUGGAGACAGACUCAUAAGGCAAGACUUGACGUAUCUCUCACGAAGAAAAGAACAAAACAUAGCCAACGUCCAGCGAAUUGUGCACGCUCUCGUCCUCCUCAGAAUCAAAGCUGACCAUUGCACGAAGACAACAGAAUUCGGACACGUCAGAAGCAAGCACCUGGUGUCUGGGCGUGUGCUGCCAACACAGAGCGAGAGCGCUCUUGAUCAUUGGGUUUGAAGUCAGGCGGGGUGGUGGCGUGUGUUUCCGUGCUGGCCGUUGAAAUCGAGACCUGCAGCUCCGAAUCGCUGUUGCAGCCACUUCCCGUCCAGUAAGUGGCUGCGAGUGUAGCGACCACGUUACCGCUGCAUAUUUGAGAUUACCAUGCUAAGCCCAUGAAGCAAGCCAUCACUUUGUCCCUUUUUGCUUAUCAGCUCAAUUGACUGUGGUCGAUCUUGGUCGAUAUAUCGUCAAAAGCCGUAUGAGGCAUUCGCAACGGUUUCGACCUUCCCUCCAACUUGGUCACCACAGUUCAACCAAACUCCUACAAGACCGAGGAUUGCACGACGAGAGUCUCCCGGAUAGAAGAGGUGAGGGGCGCCGCGGAAACCCUACGACUCUAACGGUUAGGUCUGGGUCGUUGGACGAUGAAAUCCUGAGACGCAGACGUUCCUCGUUCGGCUCGGUCCGUCAGUGUAGGUCUGGAAAAUGGAGCAAGGCAUUCAGAGGAUCGACUACCGCCUCCUUCAAGGCUGCUGCCUCGAAGCUGAGCGCGCCGACAUUCUAUCGGUGAGCCUUGAAGGGCUCCGCAUGGCUCUUCCUGAGGCUUAUGGGGGCACCAUCACCAGUCUUGUUGACGAGAUACGGAGGUCUGCAAGGAAGCUGAGAGACUUGGCGGAUCGAUCGCAGAUGCAUUUCACCAGGGUACCAAUUUUGCUCAACUACCUCGACGUCAUACUUCCAUGUUAUUCCAAGACACUUCGCGACAUGACCGACUUUUACGAAGAUCGGACCGUGAGCAAGGAUAUGCGAUGGCGAAGGAUGUACCACAAGAUGACACAGGAGGCCAAUGGCAUACCACUACCUCAGCGGUUCACGCUUUACAACUGCUUUUUAGAGUCUCUCCAACACCUUCUCAUGAGGUCGACACUCUUUGACCUAAAUGGCCUAGAGACGCUUCGGACUAGGAUAAUCAAGUUGAGAGAAGCAAUAGGACUCCCUACGCCAACAACCCAAAUGGGGCCUGUCCUUCGACCAGAGGUUAUGCUCAGACCAAUACCUCAGGAUCCGACAUUACACUGGGCGGAGCAGAUCUUCUCCCUUCCGCUCACCUCCCGAACGGCUUUGAAGCACAUCAGACCAUCGACAGCUUAUGGUCCUUUCUUAACGUGGGGACAACUGAAUAUUCCCAAACAGGUCAAGAUGCUGUUCAGAAGACCAUUCGACGAGGAUCGCCUUGCGUUGAUGACCUAUCUGAAUCAUGUUAACCAGACCCCCUACUUUCUCCUCCGGACAUAUCAUUUGGGGGGCCAGUGGUUCUCACUACUCGGUACCCACGAAAUCUUCAUAAGGCGUGAGGGCAGCGCCUUGCUACUGGACCGGUACAGUCAUUCUCAGAUGGGCGUCAAACUAUGGGCAUCUCUCUACUUCAAAACCUGGGAGGAAUUGGUCCUGUUUCACUGCACAUUCGUCUCUCUCAAGGCUCGAAAUAUUUUGACGAGCAGAAUGAGCCCAAGGGAGUUCAAGCUCGGUAGUGAAGACCGACUGUUCCAGGCCCAAAUCCUUGAUGAUGGCUUCAAGCAUUCUCUCAUUGUCUUCCGCGACCUCGUCACCCAAGGUCUUCGUCUCCAAGCUUCGGUGUGGGAUGGUGAACUCAAGAAUUGUCCAGUUUGGACCGCUUUCGUCACACACCAAUCCGCCUCUCCGACCUGGCUCGUACGCAAAUCAGAUCACCGCAUCUGGCUUAAAGACGUUCAGCUUUAUGUCUUUUGCGACCAAUACCAUCAACAGAAUCAGAGGAAAGGAUCCUCUGCCGGCGCCUUUGAGAUCGACUUUGUCUCCGAGAUGGGUGCGAAGCGGUUCAUUGAGGCAGUACAGUCGCAGUCGGAUCCCUCCGAGGCAUCUACAGACACCAUGGAAGCCAUUGAGGACGCCAGAUAACUCGUAACCGAUGAUAAGCUUCCUCAACGCAAGGGUAUAUAUAUGUAUACCCACUCCGACUCCGGACCAACAUGGUGCCCCCCUUCACCGACACCUUCCACCCCCAGGACGCUGCCACUCGCCGUUUUGCGGGGCACAUACCUCGACAGAUUUGCGGGACUUGAAGAGUAGGUGAGCAGACAUCCACCUACUCUCAGUCCGGUACCUUACUUGCCCAGACCCUCUCUCCUCCACGUCUUCCCAAGGAAGAACCGCUCUAACGAGCUUCGACACGCGCAUCUCUAAUUCCUUCCACGAUUUUUCUACGGCAGUCUGUUUUUCUUCCCUUUUCAGCCUGGACAAUGGUCGAACGCAGCUUCAUUGUAUCGCAGGGGAUAAGCGAGCGGAUGUUUUGUAUCUCGGAGGAAAUACCCCGGAAGAUUGCUCUGAGGGGUACUUUUCCUGCCCAGUUUCGUAUGCGUUCCAUUGCGUUUCUUAAUUCCUCUUCUCUUUGUUUCAUGACUUGACGACCUUUAUGAUUGAGAUUGAUGAUUACGCAACACAGAACAUUCACGAGUUGAAAAGAUCCCAGAGAAGGGGUCAGGGAGGGC
Molecule: messenger RNA, 4085 nt
Organism: Colletotrichum scovillei
Lineage: Eukaryota; Fungi; Ascomycota; Sordariomycetes; Glomerellales; Glomerellaceae
Exons: 8
Coding region: 2044-3495 (483 amino acids)
Source: RefSeq, a predicted model, not a curated record